This is a messenger RNA of Adineta ricciae, 1977 nucleotides long. The record is from the annotation of a GenBank genome assembly. NCBI's taxonomy places the organism in Eukaryota, Metazoa, Rotifera, Eurotatoria, Adinetida, Adinetidae.
AUGACCUACGAUACUGGUAUAUUCGUAUUUAAUCGAAUAACAGACGAGAACAAAUGGAAAUUAUUUUUGCAAGCGGUUUAUGCGUAUUUUUUGGAGCAUCAAACGGACAGCAUGCGUAUGGUGGUGAAUAGGAACGAUACUACUGGUGAAUUUCUGCCAAUAGUUACAGAACAUCAUCCAGUUGUUACCGAUAUGAAAUUAAUUCAUUUAACCGAUCAGUUCAAUUUCAUCAAAGGCGAUACGGAUGAUUCGUUUUCUGCUACUUGGCGUACAAAUUUAGCGAAGAAACUUUACGGGAAGGCGUGUUAUGUUUUGACUGAAGAAGAAAAAUCGAUUGUCUACGACAAGAGCUUGAAAAAAGUGCGAGGAUUGGCAGAGCAGAUGAAUUAUUCUUUAUCAGAAGAUGAACUACAAAGAUUAAUUGGAAUGAGCGACGUAUCGCAUUCAGAGGCUGCUUCCAUUGAACCACCUAUUGCGAUUGCGAUCGAAAAUAUUACUUUGCCGCUCUAUGCCCAUCAUUUCAAAAAGGCUUGGGCACAAGUUUGGCAUCCAAUGUGCUCAGAAUUUGUUAUCAAAAUAUUUCGUAAAUUAUUGAAGAGAUAUUUUCCUGAAGAACUACACUAUUGUUACUUUAAUGAACUCAACGAUCUGAAUGAUUCGGACGAACCAGAAACAGGUUAUUACUCAUCGGAUCCUAAGUACCGUCAGCACGCUACGAACGAAUCCAGAGAAGAAAAUAACAUCUUCUAUCGACAAAUACAAGGAAUAACAAUCGAAAAUACCGAGCCGACAACGGUAAUGGUAGCGAAAGCAGAUAUUUUGAAACCUUCAACGCAAACACAAACAGACGAAACACCAGCGUGGCAAAAUUAUCUGGAAGUUGUAUCAAUUGAAAAUAAAGGAAGAGGAUAUCGAGCACGCUGCAAUAUACCAGCGAUGACAUGUAUCAUGCACGAUACACCACUUGUGACUUCUUCCUCUCCGGUCACUGGUUUUAGAGCGCAUAACGAAGGAUAUUUACUUCACGCUGCUGAGCCACUGGUAUUACAAGUGCUUGAAAAUAAAGAAUAUUUUGAUUUAUUGUCACCACAACAACCCUCAGGGCGGUUUGCCCGAGAAACAUCACCUUAUCCUUCUCUUUAUUCACAUGAAAUGUGGCAACUAGCUCACGAAAAGGUGGCGACGAAUGUGUUUCGAGGAGAAGCAGUAGAUUCAACCAUGCUGAAUCGAAAAUACUUACUAAAACUUGGUGUAAGAACAUCCUUGUUCAAUCAUAGUUGUUGUCCCAGCGCAACUAUCAGCAAAAUUUCCGGCACAACUAAGCAAAAAGUUGAGACUGUACGAGAUGUCACUGAAGGAGACGAGAUAUGCAUAUCAUAUCUAUCCGAUGGAUAUCUGCCUCGAGACGAACGUCAGCGAAUUUUGUCGGCGCGUGGAUUUACCUGUCGUUGUGAACGCUGCUCACCCGAGUCGACCUUUGAACGAGACGUUCCAUUAACUGCAGAUAUCAGUUUACUGCCACUAUCAAAUGAAAAAAUUGCUCCUCUACGUCGACGUUAUGAUCAACUAGUGGCUAACCUUCAAUCGAUGCUUGGCUUCAGCACACCUCAGUCAUGCUCACUGUGGAUAAUGCAGGCUGAACGAUGGUUAGUUGAUGCUAGUAAACCACCGUAUCAACUACAUCAGUUUCAUUGGUUAUCCGUGCAUUUGUAUAAAAUGCUACGUGAUCGGUAUAAAACCAUGUAUGUCAGCAACGCUGGUAAUCGUAAGGACAUGCGAAAGAAAACUCUAUACUAUGGGAAACUGAUUAUUCGUGCCGAGUUUGCAGUACUGCAGCCACUUGAUCCUCAUAAACAAGCAGUGGAUGCGUUUUUGGACGAUUGGAAUGAUAUGGGUAUGCCAAAAAAUGGCGCAUGGAAAUUGCUGAAAGAGCUGGAACCAAAUGCCGAAAUUAUCAUUAAAAGCCUAAACGAAUAG